This is a messenger RNA of Saccostrea echinata, 2039 nucleotides long. RefSeq lists its product as uncharacterized. Bases 24 to 2039 code for a protein of 671 amino acids. The record is from RefSeq and is a predicted model, not a curated record. Lineage: Eukaryota; Metazoa; Mollusca; Bivalvia; Ostreida; Ostreidae. The transcript is spliced from 9 exons.
UUUAUGUUUACAACACAACAAGAAUGGAUUCUGGGGUCUAUACAGCUUUAUGGAAAGAGAAAGAUGUAGAUCACAAAAAAGAUGUACCUUGGCAAAAAGGUCAAAGGAUUUUGUAUCAUAGAAAGCGAGACACAGAAAGAAGAGAGGUAACGGAGGUGUUGUUGAGGCAGUAUGGUAACGACAUGCGAAUACGUGUGACUACAAAUCAUCCACCGUCAGAUGUCACAUGGUUUAAAGACGGAAAGAAAAUAGAAUGUUCUGAGAAUCUAAACAAAUACUUCGCAGUUGUAGGAAAGGACGAGGAUGAUAAACAUUUCUUUCUUUACAUUUUCGAAUCAGAACUGGAUGAUUCUGGUUCCUACAAAGCUUCAUGGACAGAAGUUGAAAAUGGUAUUACGUUAAAAUGUGAAAGCUCCGAGGCCAGAAUUCGCUUAGAGGAACUUACACUCACUGGACCAAACAUCAAAGUUGAAAAAGACAAGACCAUAUCACAAAGAGUUGACAAAAUGAAAAACAUAAUUUUCCCCAUUUUCCCCAAAGACAGAACGUAUCAUCUUGUGAUUACAAAGUGUAAAGCCUCCACAAAAAAUUGUACACUCGACACAUUCGGCAAUUUGGAAGAUGACGAUAUCCUACGUCUUUUGCUGUUUGGUGUUCUUUUAAGUGAAGGACAAAGGAUAAAAUGGAAUAACGAAGCAAACAUGAAAUUAUUGGAUGACAUAAGGAAACUGAUGAAGCACAGGGAACGAAUAUCAAUCACUGAUUAUAAGGCAGUCGCUAGUAAAUUAUCAGGCUCAAGUGUACAAGUUGAUGAUGAAGGAAUAUCUUUUAUGAAGGAAGAUAUGGAAAUGCAAACAAUGUGGGCUCUUAUGCAAAAUCACAAUACAAAAGGAACUAUUACUUGGUUGUUUGAGCAACAGAAAAGAGACGUUGUUCUGAAAUAUUUAAGAACACCUGAUUAUGAAAUGCUAAAAGAUGAGACCUGCGUUGUCCUUCCCGACAUGUUAUGUGACGACUUCAGGGAAUUUCUCAUUCAGCAAUACAUACAAGAAUAUGGUGUAGGACAGAUGUGUGAAGAGCACAGAUUGGAGCUCCUGGAAAUGAAAAAAGAAGGAUAUGUAUUCAGACAAAAACAAAGUACUCUUUCACAGUGCGUUGUUUAUUACACGUUUUUUGCUGGAGACAAAGCGCCUGAUUGUUUAAGGAAGUAUUUCAGAUCUUCUGGAUAUGAGUUUAAGGAAACUGAACUGUGUAUUUGCCUCCCAUUAGAGUAUAAUACAGAUCUAAUCAAAAGAAUGGAUAUAGAUAUUCUAACUCAUAAAACUAUGAGUGAUACAAGAAUCCACGCAGAUAUUAGCAACAUGUUGCAUAUCCCGGAGGAAGUUAUGUCAUGGAACCUUGAUCAAAGGCAAAGAUUUGUUAAACAUUUUAAAGAUGGUAACAUUGAAAUGUACCGAGCUCGUGGAAUGAUAGUUGGGUGUGCGGGGGCAGGAAAGACAACUCUUCUCAGACGUUUACAACGCCGAGACAGGAACGACCUUCAGAAAGAGACGAAAACAACCAUAGGUCUUGAAGUUCAUGACAAUAUAUUUCUGAUUGACUCAGAUACACUUGAAGAUUACAUUGCUGAUGAUGACCAGCAUCAACACCACAAGGAAAACCCUCCCGUCAAUUUGCACGUGGACAGGAAGCUAUUAAGUAUGACGGACUUUGCUGGACAAGUGGCCUACUAUGCUUGUCAUCAGAUUUACCUUUCUAGGAGAGCCUUUUACAUACUGGUCGUCGACAUGUCCAAGGACUUAAAGGAUGUUGCUUACCAAAAAGAUCGCCAUGACCCUAUGGGAUCUUUGUUUGAAAACUGGACAUACGAAGAUUAUUUUGUGUUUUGGCUUCGGUCAAUUAAAACGUACUGUGACGACGAGAAGAUGGAAGAGAAAUACGGCGAUAAGGCUGAACCCAAUCCAGUCAUCCUCAUUGCGUCCCAUCACGACCGUCUGAAGGUGAAACUAAAUGUUUACAAACCUCAGUUUUGUAGUUAA